Thalassophryne amazonica is the source of this 2277-nucleotide messenger RNA. Its product is annotated as cyclic nucleotide-gated channel cone photoreceptor subunit alpha-like. Gene Ontology annotation, molecular function: intracellularly cGMP-activated cation channel activity; protein-containing complex binding; cGMP binding. Lineage: Eukaryota; Metazoa; Chordata; Actinopteri; Batrachoidiformes; Batrachoididae. Gene Ontology annotation, cellular component: intracellular cyclic nucleotide activated cation channel complex; plasma membrane. The coding region runs from base 4 to 1743 and encodes 579 amino acids. The record is from RefSeq and is a predicted model, not a curated record. Gene Ontology annotation, biological process: monoatomic cation transmembrane transport. The transcript is spliced from 5 exons.
GUUAUGUUGCCCCUGGUUGCAAUAAAUAUCAACAACAGCAACAGCAAUGAUGGCAAAAAAGAUGACAAAAAGGAAUCAACAAAGGAUGAUAAAAUUCACAAGGAGGAAGAUGACCAGAAAAAUGUGAAGAAAAAUGACAAGGGCAAGAAAUAUGACAACAAAGACGCAAAAGAAUUAAAUGAGGUGUGGAUCAUGGACCCUGCCUCAGACAUGUACUACUACUGGCUGUGCAUCAUUGCCCUACCUGUGUUAUACAGUCUGAUGCUACUUGUGACCAGGUCUUGUUUCAAUGAACUGCAGUAUAAAAAUGUAACAUUAUGGAUUGUUUUGGACUACAGUGCAGAUGUGCUUUAUUAUAUUGACAUGUUUGUGAGAGCCAGAACAGGUUUUCUGGAACAAGGACUACUUGUGAAGGAUCCAAAGAUUCUGAAAGAAGCCUAUAUGAAGACAAAGCAGUUUAGAUUUGACAUCUUAUCUAUAAUUCCUACUGAUAUAGUAUUCCUGAAAACUGGAAUCCACAAUCCAGAGUGGAGAUUCAACCGUCUCUUUAGGUUAGGUCGGCUGUUUGAGUUCUUUGACCGAACUGAAACUCGCACCAAUUACCCCAAUAUUUUCCGAAUUGCUAAUCUUGUACUUUACAUCAUCAUCAUUAUCCACUGGAAUGCUUGCCUCUACUUUGCCAUCUCCAAGACCCUUGGAUUUGGCUCAGACACCUGGGUAUAUCCAGACAUCAGGAAUCCUGAGUAUGCUUACUUGACCAAACAAUACAUUUAUUGCUUUUACUGGUCCACACUUACCUUGACCACAAUUGGUGAGACUCCACCACCUGUGCAAGAUACUGAGUAUCUAUUUGUGGUAGUUGACUUUCUCACUGGUGUUUUGAUUUUUGCUACAAUUGUUGGCAAUGUUGGUGCGAUGAUAUCUAACAUGAAUGCUGCACGUGUUGAGUUCCAGGCUAAGAUUGAUGCAAUCAAGCAAUACAUGCAAUUUCGAAAGGUCAGCAAAGACCUGGAGGCAAGAGUGGUGAAGUGGUUUGACUAUCUUUGGACUGAAGAGAAAACAUGUGAUGAGAAACAGGUUUUGAAAAAUCUGCCAGACAAACUAAAGGCUGAACUUGCCAUUAAUGUACAUCUGGAGAUACUAAGUAAAGUACGGAUCUUCCAAGACUGUGAAGCUGGUUUGCUUAUUGAGUUGGUCCUUAAGCUUCAGCUUCAAGUUUUCAGUCCUGGAGACUACAUUUGUAAGAAGGGUGACAUUGGCAGGGAAAUGUAUAUCAUCAAAGAGGGAAAGCUGGCUGUUGUGGCUGAUGAUGGGGUUACUCAAUAUGUAGUCCUCAGUGAUGGUGCAUACUUUGGAGAAAUUAGUAUCCUUGGUAUCAAGGGCAGUAAGGCGGGAAACCGCAGAACAGCUAACAUCCGAAGUGUUGGAUACUCUGAUCUGUUUGCCUUAUCCAAAGAUGAUCUGAUGGAGGCUCUCAUAGAGUAUCCUGAUGCUAAAACUGUACUAGAAGAGAAAGGAAGGGCAAUUCUCUUGAAAGAUAACCUAAUAGAUGAGUCACUGGUGGCUGCUACUGAUGCCAAAGACUUGGAGGACAAAGUCACCAAGAUUGAAGCUAGCUUGGAAGUCAUCAUAAGCAAAUUUCAUAAGAUGAGAGAACAGUAUGAAUCUUCACAGCGAAAACUCAAUCAGCGACUCGUUAAUAUGGCAAACCAGGUCCAAACCCUCAGAGUAGAAAAUGAUUAGACUUUAGUUUGGAAUGUCAUCUUCCAAAGAGUCUUCAUCUCUGAGGCCACCCCAUGUUACUCUAAUGCUCCUUGUACUCUCUACCAAUAUUGGAGUUUGACAUUACAUUUUUAAUAGCGAGACCAGUGAACUAGUAUGGUCCCAGUCACACCAUGAAAAACAAUGUUUGGAGGCCACAGCAUGACCAGUGUGUAGUCACCUUGUUAUUAUGUUGCAACCAUGAAAAUGAAAUGGAAGUGUUGAAGGCUUGGUCCAGGUGCACAGCCCCCCGACCGUCAGGUGCACAGUCACAUAGCUAUAAUAUUGCCAUGUAAUCCUGGCCUACUGUUGUCAGCUUACAAAUGAAUGGAGCCAAGAUGGCAGUUACAUGCAAUCUGUAUGAACUAAUACAGCGAAUGUCUGUGACAAAUAGAGGAACAGUACAAAUCUAUUGGCAUUUGUUGUUUCUCUGAUGCAGAGCUGUCUCAGUUGCAGAUUUCACACCUUAUUAAUAACUGCAAAUCAAGGUAAGGGUGCAAAAGCUAUAAACUAUUU